Molecule: messenger RNA, 1026 nt
Organism: Caenorhabditis elegans
Lineage: Eukaryota; Metazoa; Nematoda; Chromadorea; Rhabditida; Rhabditidae
Gene: sri-14
Product: Serpentine Receptor, class I
Exons: 7
Coding region: 1-1026 (341 amino acids)
Source: RefSeq, marked reviewed
AUGCCUGCAGGUCCACCAUGCCCAUCAUCUAUACCUACAUAUUACCUAUUAACAUUACAUAUUAUUGGCGGAAUUUCAAUUCCCAUAAAUUUGAUCGGUUUCUAUUUAGUUUGGUUUCAAUCUCCCAAAAUGCAAGGCUACAAAUAUUGCCUAUGCUAUUUACAGCUUGUCAGCUUCAUCGCAGAAAUCGAAAUGAUCUUCAUAUGCCCCGCAUUCUAUUUUUUCCCACUAAUUGGUGGUUUCAAUGUGGGCGCCGAUAUAAUUGCUAAUAAUAUAAGUUCACAUCAUACAAUGACUCUAUAUGUUUUUGUAUUCACAUUCGAACUUCCUUCCACACUUUUGUGCUUCAUUUUCAGACAUAAUGCCGCUGGAAAAGUCGAUCAGAAGUGUUUUAGCUCGAAAUACUUGAAGAAAUUUAGUUUGGUGUUGGCUCAUUUUUUGCCAUUUGUGACAGCUUUUUGCUUCUGGAAUUCCAGAUUAACAGCUAAAGAGCGAAUGGAUUUGGUGAUGAAUAACUGGCCACAAUGCGCUCAUUGGCUAAAAUUUCCGGCUUUUGAGGUGUAUGAUUAUCAUCUGAAUCCAUGGCUUGCUGUUGUAGGAAUUGGCGCAUUUUUUGUGCUUUUUAUGGUUUUUUCAUACUGCAUAUUCCUGGGAGUUCAAACAUUACUCAUCCUACAACAACAUCGAAAAUCCAUGUCUCGGCAGACGUAUCAAGCGCACAAAAAUGCACUUUUCAGGUUAGUCAUGCAAAUAGUGCUUCCUGGCGUUUUUAUAGUUGUGCCACUUUGUAUUUGUAUGUUUGUAGUUGUUCAAGGAGAUGUGCAUUUGCAAGAGUUCGCCACGGACACAAUGUUCUUCGUGAGCUCCCAUUCAAUGUGCUCCUGCAUAAUUAUGAUCAUCAGCAACCCAAAGUACCGGAGCGUACUUCGUAAGAAAAUUUUAAGAAUUUUGGGAAUUUCUGCGAAGUCAAAAAGCAAUCGACGUCGUGGGAAUACAGUUUUACCGAGUCAACCGAGAAUUCAAUAA